Messenger RNA from Ostrinia nubilalis (European corn borer), 5015 nucleotides. RefSeq lists its product as uncharacterized. Bases 1 to 3948 code for a protein of 1315 amino acids. The record is from RefSeq and is a predicted model, not a curated record. Lineage: Eukaryota; Metazoa; Arthropoda; Insecta; Lepidoptera; Crambidae. The transcript is spliced from 10 exons. Gene Ontology annotation, molecular function: gamma-tubulin binding; microtubule minus-end binding. Gene Ontology annotation, biological process: cytoplasmic microtubule organization; meiotic cell cycle; microtubule nucleation. Gene Ontology annotation, cellular component: spindle pole; centrosome; equatorial microtubule organizing center.
AUGUCUACUGUAGAUAAGUUCAUAGAGCGCUUCAUAUUCGAAGGCGAACUCGACGACAGCCAGCACGAGUUCUUCAUUCGCAAGGACGCGGCGUACGUCGGCGCGCGCUCCAAGCGAUACUGGGACAAGGGCUACCACCUGGCUCCCGGCGCCGUGCCCGGCUUCCUUCGGCCGCUGGCGCGCUUCAUCCUGCUGUGCGGGCUACCGGGACAGGGCUGCCACCUGGCUCCCGGCGCCGUGCCCGCCUUCCUGCGGCCGCUGGCGCGCUUCAUCCUGCUGUGCGGCAAGUCGCUGCGCCUGCUCAAGCUGUGCAGCCCUGGCGACCCCCUAGUGCUACUAGUGUCUUCCGACCACCCUCGCAUCGAGUGCUGUCGUUCAUUCGAAGAGUUAGCUCGACAGCAAGAACUCUUACGAGUGUACCGCACUCGAUGCCUAUUCGUGAGGGAGCCGGCGUCGCUGAGACAACUCCUGCUCAAUAGAGAGGCCGAGAGGAAGGCAUUUGCUGAGAUGGCUACUUUGAAGCAAGCUGAGACCAUGGAGAAGAUUAUUGCCGAACGCAAACGUCUCGCCCAACUCAUAAUAGCUGAAAAGCAGCACUCCCUACGAGUGCUUGAAGCAGCUAUGGCCGAAGCAAAGGCGGCCAAGCUGAAGGCCAAGCAACGUGAGAGGCGCCGCUACCAGUUGGAACUUGAGGCUGAAAAAGCUACGGAGGAGGUCGACUCCAAACUGAGGGACGAUGAGAGGAACAAGAUAAUGGAAUAUUACUCGAAGCUAAAUAUGGAAGUUGAGAAGAGUAAAAUUCACACGGAGUGGAAAAUGAAACGAUUGCAACUAGACCAAAGUAGAAUGCAGCUUCUAUCAACCGAAGAACGAAACCUCAAAAGAGAGAAGUUAGAACUUGAACAUCAGCGAAACGAAGUGAUGGCGAUGUCCACACAAAGCGACUGUUUCAGAGACGAAAGCGAUCCCAAAGAUGAUGAAAUUGUCGCAGCUAUUGAUCCCAAAAUGACAAAAUCAGAUUCCUUGGUCAUAGGAGAGAGUUCAAGCCCAAAUGAUAACGCUAAAUCAACCAGUGACAUGUUCAGUGUUCUUUGCAAUGCAGCAAAAAGUAUUUUUGGUGUUUCGAAAACUCCAGAUGACAAUAACGUGCUCAAAUUAGAUGCCCAAGGAAAUAUUUUACCUGACACUACAACUUCCAGCGAAGUGAUAGGAAACAAACUCGACUGGGCACACGAUAAUGAACAGUUUUUGAAGAUGAGACAAGAGGCAUAUUUGAACAAGCAAAAGGUAAUGGCACACGAGUUUGGGCAGCUGGAUAAAGAGAACAAUCCAAUGAAAGAUCCGCCCCUGAUACCUUCGAUAGACGAAGAGAACAAUUUUGAAGAUAUUUGGUCUCCAUUCGCGGAAGCGAAACGCAAUAAAUUGAAAGUUCUUGGGGCAGAGUUUGGUAUGGCCAAACCAGAGGGGGCGCCAAUCGUGACUGAACCGAGGACUGAUGCUCAUAAAGAGGCGUUGGUCAACAGGCAGAAAGUGCUAGGUGUUGAGUAUAACCUGCCCAAAGAUAUGACUAAAAGAGAGCCGGCAACAGAGGCGCAGGAGGAGGCUUUAGUGAACAAGCAAAAGAUUAUGGGUGUGGAGUAUAAUCUUCCAGCGGAAGAAACUGUUCAAAGGGAGCCAGCAAACGAGGCACAGGAAGAAGCUUUAGUUAAUAGGAACAAGAUUAUGGGGGUAGAAUACAAUCUGCCAGCAGAAGAAACCAUAAGAAAAGAACCAGCGAAUAUAGCUCAGGAGGAAGCAUUAGUUAAUAGAAACAAAAUAAUGGGCGUUGAGUACAAUCUGCCAGCUGAAGAAACUGCGCAAAAAGAGCCAGCAACCGAGGCCCAAGAAGAAGCUGUAGUGAACAGAAACAAAAUUAUGGGGGUUGAAUACAACCUUCCAGCAAUAGAGAUCGCUCAGAGAGAGCCAGCAAACGCAGCACAAGAAGAAGCAUUAGUGAAUAGAAAUAAAAUAAUGGGCGUUGAGUAUAACCUUCCAAUAGAAAUCGCUCCGAGAGAGCCAGCCACCAAAGCUCAGCACGAAGCUUUAGCUAACAGACACAAAGUGAUGGGCGUCGAAUACAACCUCCCUUUAGACGCGACCAGAAGAGAACCGGCAACCGAAGCUCAGGAACAGGCCUUGAAGAAUCGGAAGAAGGUUAUGAAUUCAGAUUUUGAGGGCAUAGAGCCUAGUCGGAAACCACAACGGUCGGGCUUGACCUUGAAUUUGAAGCCGUUUGGAGAGACUUCGACUCAGUUGUUGGGAGUUACUCCGAACACUGGAGCGGUGACCCCAGGAGAGUUCUAUUCCAGGCUGGACUUAGAAACACCAACCACUGCAGAUGUGCCUCUCGAAAGCGCUGUGACCAGUGACUUCUAUACCCCCCGAAGCGAAGGCAGCAAGGAUUUAGACUCCGGCAAGAAGACCGACAAAGACCUAAUCACUUCCGAAGGCUUCACCUUCCCGGUCAUAGACGAUGAUACCAUAGACUCGGAGAACAUAAGCGACGUCCAAACCGGUGAAAGUCCUGAAGUAUCUCCAUCUAAAAUAGGCCUGGAAAAUAAAAACUUCAAACGCAACAUAUCCUUUUUCAACAUUCUAGACGGGUCUUACAAUCUUGAUGAGUUUGAUCCAUUCGGAGUAAAAGAUUUGAAAAGUUAUUCCAAAGACCAUUUUCACAGUAAAAUGGAUUUGGAAAUGGCGUCAUCGUGCUAUACGCAUCCAGCUAUUAUUAUGGAGGAGGUGAAAAAACGCCCGUAUUCGAAUAUCUUUGCAUCCCAUUUCGAGGAGGAAAAGGAUGAAAAAAUUACAAAUGAUAAUAUAGCUACGUUGACGGCUUGCCUUCAAAGGUCGGUCAUGCUACCUCUGACUUACCAGCUGGAGAUUGUGAACAACUCGAUUUUGACGUAUUUUCUGGUAAACUUGGAUAUGUAUGAGCAUCUGAGGAGUUUGAAGGAUUACUUCUUCCUGAUGGAUGGAGAGUUUUCCAGGAGUAUUUGCCACAACUUGUUUUCGAAGCUGACGAAGACGUUGAAUCCGCAAGAGCUGCUCAAUUUUGCAACGUUGCACAACAUCCUUGAUAAGGCAUUGGGUUCUUCGAUAUCACAUGUCCACAAAUUCUCGGAAAACCUCUCGUUCACGAUAACGGAGUCGCCUCUAAGCUUCCAGCACAGUUCGCCAGACGUUCUCCAGUGUCUAUCGCUCACUUACGCGGUGUGCUGGCCGCUUAACAUCAUUCUGUCGCAGGAGGCACUGCUGCGGUACGCCAAAGUGUUUCAAUUCUUGCUGAAGAUGAGGAGGAUCUUUUGGGUGUUGGGUGAAGAUUUUGAGUCUCUAAAACUAUCCGUGAAACUGUCAAAGCAAAACUCAAGAAAGCUUCUCAAGUCCCCUCACUACACAUCAAUCCAAAUAUAUCGCCACAUAAUGGCGUCCAUGAUCCGCGCUUUAGACAACUACAUCGUCACCACAUGCAUACUGUCUUCCUGGACGGAGUUCGAGAAUGACCUCACCAAGGCUCGAACCCUGGACGAUUUGUACGAAUGCCACGUGGUGUAUAUCAAGAAGGUGUUAUUCAGAUGUCUGCUGAAUAACAGGUCUACGCCAGUCAUGAAGUUGCUGAACGAUAUAUUCACGGUUAUACUGAAGUUUAGCAGGGUUUUGAAGGCUGGCGAAUGGCAACAACAAGAACCCAACGGUCACUUCACACACACCAGCUUUACGCAACUCGAAGAAUUGUUCCAUCUGUUCGAGAAGCUCGCCAAAUACCUUCACAAGGUCGUCACGAAGCUUAUGGAGUGUGGUUACCAGCGACACUUGGUGGAACUGCUCACUAUGGUCAACCUGAACGGGUAUUAUGACCCAGAGAGGACAAAAGAAGACCACAACGUGAGUGCUAUGUCUACAGGAUUUUGAGGUUUUUGCAACAUAAUUUUGUACCUUUUUGAGUAAUUUUGGGAAAACAAUUUUUUGUUUCGUUUUGCUGGUACAGAUUUGACGUACUAGGAAAGGGGACAUAGAGCGUUUUCACAUUAGGGCGUUCGUAGCGCGACUGCAGCGAGGCAGCGGCGUUUUUAUAAUGUGAAGGCAUGCAUCCGCUGUCAAAUAGUAUGAAAUUUUCGGCAGCGCGUCUGUCGCGCGUUUAUCGCGCUGCUAAAUCGACUGAAUGUGAAAGCGCUCUAACGCGACUUGAAAAACUAAUGUUGAACGCGUAUUUUGAUCUAAACGCUUUUGAGGUUGUGAUGUUUACAUAUCUUUCGGCUAAAGAUGCGCUGAUUAUAAUGUAGACAGGGCAAGGCACUUUUUACCGCGUUCUCGUUACGAUCACGUGUUGAGGUUGUUCGAAUAUAAUUUUGUGCGAGUGAAAAGCUUCUUGAAAUCGUACAUUCAAUUUAAAUCUGAAGUGCUCGAUGUGGUAAAAUGAUGUUAUGUAUUGGACACGAUGAGACUUGGAAUAUAUUGCGAAGGAAAAUCGAGAAUGAAAAUUGUUGAAGAAAAAGAUCGAUGCGAAAAAUAGUAAAUAACACGGACGAGGAUUAAGCGAAUCAAUAUAUCUUUUACUUAUUUAAAGUCAUAAAGUACAAUUACUUUUAACUGCAUAAUGACUUCACAAGGCAAACAAAUAUGGUGUAAAGCGGAGCGUUACCUUUAUCGUACAUACCUACUUGUAUUUAUAAUUAUGAAUUUGAGUUCAACAAUACCAUUAGGGUCUAUUGGUAUAAUCAAAAUCAUGUUAACUGGUAAUGAACCAUGUUUUAUAUGAAGAAAUCUAGUAUUCAAAGUAAAAACAAAAAAUAUGAAAUAGUACAAAUCCCAAAUAAUCAUAAAACAAAAUACAUAUUUUUCUAGUCUCUUACAUAAGCAAAUAUUAUAAAAAUUACCCUAUCAAAGCCAAUAACCUAUGCAAACUCUCAAUAACGUAUGGAAACUUUUAACUCAUAUUAUGAUACUGAUAAUAAUUAUACUAGAUUUUAGCUUAUUAA